Echinococcus granulosus is the source of this 7797-nucleotide messenger RNA. RefSeq names its product Integrator complex subunit. The transcript has 33 exons. Gene Ontology annotation, biological process: U2 snRNA 3'-end processing. Bases 1 to 7797 code for a protein of 2598 amino acids. NCBI's taxonomy places the organism in Eukaryota, Metazoa, Platyhelminthes, Cestoda, Cyclophyllidea, Taeniidae. Gene Ontology annotation, cellular component: integrator complex. The record is from RefSeq and is a predicted model, not a curated record.
AUGAGGGGCUCCAGAAAGAAUCAACCACCCGCUAGCGGAUUUUUUUCACUCAUUGGAGCUAAACAGAAACGACCAUCCGAUGUUCAACGCAUCGGGCCGGCUGUUAAAAAACCUCGCCUUGAAUCACAAGAUGUGGCAUCUACGGAGCUAGUGAGUCGUGUGGAAACCCUGUUGGCCAGUGGCAACCUGGUUGAAGCAGAGGCUCUCAUAAUUUCUGUGUUGAAUCAUAUCUAUGCCAACGCCACCUCUACCGCCUCCCUCGCCUCAUUUGGCAGCCUGGCCCUCACACGAUCCGCCGGUCUAGCAUCCUCCCGACUGCCCCCUGCCUACACCGUUGGUCUAUUGGUCAUCGCUAAGCACGCUAGUGGACCUAGUCUCUUUGCCCGACCUGCGGUGCUGGAACUGCUCUAUUCCCUCCUUGCCCUCUCACCCCGCGAUUUUGGCAUGCCUCGACUGCCUACCUCGGCGAUGGCGAACUUUGCUGCGAGGUCACGUGGGCUUUAUGCGUUUGUGGCGAACUUGUUGUUGAUUGCCCUCGGUAAUCAGUCAAAGUGGCCACCAAGGUUGGUUAAGAUCUAUCUGGAGGAUAGCCUCUCCGACCGUCUUUGGGUGGAUCUCGACGAGUGUAAGGCCUUCGUGCUCAACCUCGAGACCGCUCUGCCUCCAGUGACAGGCGAUCCGCGGGGCCUCUUCACUCUCCUCUGCGCCAGUGGACCUCCUGUACCAGGGGUGCAGGCAGUUCUUGGUCUUAAUCUGCCCUCAGCUACCGCCACCACCGCUCCACUUCUUACUCCCGCCGCAUCUCUUGAUUUAGCUGAGGCGGUGGCUACGGCACUACACGCCACGCGAACCUCGCAGUCUGCCAAGGUUAUCCAUGGCGGCGACCCAGCACGCCUAGUCUCGCCACGCUUCGAGUCGGGUCGCAGUGCAGUGGAGGGUAUUAUUGUCACCACCCUGCGAGAAGCCCUUUCACGUCGCAGCUCGAGCUCUACAGGCUUGGGCCACUCCCUUGCCUCCUCUGCUGAUCCCUCUGGACCCAGUGGUGAAGUAGUGCACACUCGCUGCCUCAUUCGGACCCUCGCUAUGGCUGCUGGUAUCCCGGAAAUCCGCUCACUUGCUGCUCAGCGACUCGAACCAUGGCUCACGAACCCCAAACUUCAAACCUUAGCAGUCGGUUUGUUAGCUAUAGUGGUGGGCAAUUGCAAGCAGGGCUCCACUUCUCCAUCCGACAUCGAUACCAUAAUCACUGUCAUCUUCCGCAUUCGACAAAAGCUGCUUAAAGCCAACAUCCAGGCGGCCGUGCUGGAGAACAUUUGUCGACUGGCUGCUGCUGGCCCUACCAACCUGGCAAUCCUGGUCAAAUUAUGCAUGGCCAGUGAGCUGCCGACAAUCGCAGCGAUUUGUGAGGCAAAUGAACAGGCCGCUAAACAGGCAGCGAAACAGCAGCAAUCCCAAUUACCGAGCAUGGGGCCACAUGCCUCAAGCACUCUCGCAUCCAUUAAUUCGCCCGCAGCCAAAUGUUUGGUUGAGACUAUUCGAAAAUUGUGCUCUCAGUCGGAAAGUGAUGAAGUGCCAUCUCACUCCGACUCGGUAACAUCAAGUAUCAACACGAUUGCAGUCAACGCAGCCGAGGCUGUCGCCAAGGGCCACACCUCUGUCUCCUUUAUUUUCCCAAAGCUUUACCAAAGGUUCUCCAGUGAAUGGAUCAAGGUGGUAGCGGAGGUCCUCCAUGACCGAAUAGUCGAAGCCAUCACCAAUUCCAACUCCACAUCACCCCAAUUCGGCAGUCUUACUGCCCAUCCCACGGACAUUGAACUGGUCACUCACACUCUUCAUAUCCUCGCUCCCACGCGGCAGCUGCUGCGUGACCUGGCCAAGUGGAUGCGGGGAGCUUUUGUGCCGGUGGCAACACCCACCUCAUCCGUCGGCGGUGGAGGCGGGGGUGGGAGUGGGGAAUUUCUUCCCUGUGCGGAAAUGGGCUGCGGCAUUCUUCUUCUUGAUCGAUCCGUCCACCCGGUUUUUGCGGAGUCAGCGGUAACAGUGGCGCAACGCCUUUGGCAAGCUGGUGGUGGACAAAGCUUUGGACCCUUCACAAUACUGCGCUACAUCUAUGCAGUGGUGCAUGUCAUCUGUCAGCUGCAGAUGCUUUCGGCCACUCGACCUAGCCUCUGUGAUGCGCCUGCUGUUCGGAAGAAGGUUACGGGUGCCCCAGACCCAGUGAAGCAGCACCAAGCGUGUGUGCGCCAGUUGCGUCUCUACUUUCUUCGGUGGUUCAAGUCCUUCGUGCCAAAUCUCAUCUCCGCGGCUGCGGGACAUUUCCCCGCCGUAGCACCGCGCGAUGCCUUCGCGCAAAUUUCUCUCCUCUUGCGUCGCGCCUUCUUCCUCGAAGUUACGGCGCCUUUCGAUAUCCCCCCCACCGCUACCGAUUCUGCCUUCUCACCCUUCUAUGCCGCGGAGGAGCUCUGGCCUUUGGAACAGAAUCAGCGGCCCUUUGUGUGUCACCUGACUUACGUUAAUCUACCCGAAAAACUGGCUAUCCAUGUGCUUCGGCAUGGUUUAGAAUCGCAGUGGGGACUGGUUAGUCCGCCUGAUGCAGCUGCCAUCGUCUGCGAACUCAUCUGGCGUUCAACCGCCCUUUCUAUCGACAACGGUUCGGAGUCAUCAAAUUUCAGCAAACUGGAAGAGCUGAUCGACCUGCUUUACGCUUGCUGCUCAUUUUGCGCGGAUUGUGAAUUGCCAAACGAGAUACCGGAAAUGGCCUACAAGGAGCCGUAUUGGAAGGUUUCCAUGGCAUUGGUCGCUCUAGGUACUCAUUCUCCAAAAAUCUGUGGAGCGUAUCUGUGGACGAAUUAUCCAACCGUUCGAAAAUUAAUGGAAAUGGUCAUUACGAAUGAUGCGACCUCAGUGGAGUCUGAACGUCUUAAUAAGGAACUUGAAGACCAAAUGAUUUUACGGCUGGAGGCCUAUCUGGCCCGACCCCUGCCUUCAGUUUCAACUGUACCACAGCAAGCAUCUUCUGACGAGGAGACGAAAAAGGAUACCGACGAGGAAAAGAGGAAGACCGUGAAACUGGAGGCAAUGGAGCUUGACUCUGUGGAGAGCUCGUUACCCGUGGUCACAUCAGUGGAGUCGCAGCUGAUUGGUCAGCUGGUCCAAAAUAACCCUAGGGGGGUUUGUCGCUGCCCACCAGUUGCGGAAUUGGCGGCUCUGAAGCGUCUCUCUGAACAACUCGGUCUGCGUCGACGUCUCUGUUCUUGCAGGCAGCCAGAUCUGCUGUUGGAGUUGAUUAUCACGCAAGCUCCAGACUUGCCACAACCUUGGGUUAUUCAAUUGGUUGAGUCGAUGUGGCAGAGUAUUGAUGUGCUGCCUUUGCAAUGUCUAGCAGAAUACCUCCUUCACUCAAGUCUUCAGCGUAUCCAGGCGGCUGACGAGAAAGCCUUCAUGAAUGGAGUGACUCUAGAGGUUCCAGCACCGCCGACCUCUCGACGCCUUAGGGACCAGAGCACCUCUUCGAUGGAUGCUAACGUUGAAGCUAAUGUGGAUUUAGAAAAACUAGGCACUGAAGGUCCUUUAACAUCUCGACGUGUUCGGCCGGACAGCACAGCAGGCAGUGUCCACGCCUCCGAAAAAUUGCCCGUAUCUAAUGUAGGGGCAGGACAGGCAGAGCUGAAUCGGCGACGCCUCUACAACCGCAUCUUGGAGCGUCUGAGACUGCAAUCUCGAAGUCCACCUAUGGAUGUCACCACAUCGGCGACAGGACAACUCGGUCCAGACCGCGCUUCUCAAAAUCUUGUUGAUAAUAUCGCUGAAGCGGUGUUGCAAUCCUUCGCCAAUCGGCUUAGGGAUCCAUCCUCUCUCAUUCGACGUGCCGCUCGUUAUUGCCUUACCCUACUGGCAGUAGAGGACGUCACAACGGCUAGUAUAGUCCAGCCUACUUCAGGACCAUUAAUCCAGCCUAUGGAGGAGCUACUCAUUGUACUACAAUCGCUGAUCAAUCUUCCGGGUCUCUCUGUAGCAGUUGACAGACAGCAGCAACAACAACAGCAGCACAUCGAGUCUCUUGAGGCCGGUACCACCACCGCUGCCACCACUAGAGGGAUGGACUUCCUUGGCCUCAUUUUAGGCGCCAUUCUUGUUGAAGAUGACACUACUCCUCUAAUGGCCUACGUCCUCUUCCUCGGACAGCUCACGGAGAUCGCCUCUUUUGUGGCAUGGCGCCCAACAAUAAAUUGUCUAAGCCAACUUCUUUUAAAUCGGAAGACACUGGUUCGGAGUCUUCUUGAAUCGACAGAGUUGCUGAAUAUCCCUGCACCAAACCCACCCCUAGUGGAGGGCUGCUCCCAGUCAGACAUGGAAGAACGCACGGAGGAGUUUCGGCAGACUGCAGGUUUCAUCUUCUUGGAAAACAUUUGCCGCAUCAUGGCUCUCGAUGUCGACUACUACUGCACCUCGGCCAGUGUGAUUCCCGUCAACGAGAAAAACAGUGUAUUUGUCACUUGGUCGCCGACAAGACAGUGUCCAAUGGAGCUGGAGAUAAUUGAGUCACACCUAGUCCUACUUUCUCGAAUUCCUCGACGUUUUGUCGCAGCCAGUAGUUGCAGUAGUGGCUCUUGGUGGGACCAUCUUCUUAACACAUGGUUCACUUGUGACGCUAAUGGGGUAUACAGUCUGCCAAGUAUUGUUCCUCUCACAUCCUCUUCCACCGAUGUCAUGCAUACGAAGUGCGGCCUUGUCAGUCUCAGUGCGUCCAACAAGUUCUCUUUAUCUCCAGAACUGCGAUCGGCUUUCCUCGUCAGUGGCUUGCCGCAACUCGCGUCUGCUGCCCUCUCCGAUAUCACACAGGAGGAACUGCUUCAGGUUAUCUGCAACACGCCUGCAUUACUCCUCGAUGGGAACAUGGCUACGUGUCUUAUUGACUGUGCCACAAAACUCCAAGUCAAGCCCUCAACACCAAAGCAGACGCUCGCUUUUGAGAAACUCAAGACACGAGCCAAGCAUCCGAUCGUAACAGAAUAUAGCGGUCCUAUUCUAACCACAUCCCGAAUUUUCGUCAGUUCGAACGUGGUUGCACCUCCAGUUCUAACUCCCAGAAAGCCCAUCUAUACACCUAUUUCCCCGGCGACUCCCAAAGGUAUGACCGUUCGCCCUUCUCCCAUGUCUUCACCGGUAAUUAAACAACCGGCAUUUGUCUUAGCCGAGACCGCUGGAACAUCGGUAUCCAAGCCACCAAUGUCUGCUGAUACGCGCGAACCCCCUGGCGGCUCCAAGAAUCUAUGGAGAACAUUCUUUUCAAGGUUAACAGAGGCUGCAGGUGACUUCGUGUCGCAAUCUGAGCUGUUCUGCUACACCCUAGCACGAGUCAAUAGCUCCCUCAUUGUGAGGAAUCGAUGGAUGCAGGAUCUGGUUAAUGAGUUGCAGAUGGCGCAUAGUUCGUUGAAAAGGGGGAGAGCAGUUUCCACUGCAGCACCGCUGGUGGAUGUUCUCAAGAGUCUUCCAAAUUUGACCUCUGUAACGUACGCCUACUCUCUCAUCCGGUCCUGUCUUGCCUCAGGACUCUCCUCUUCUGAUCCAAAGACAGCCAGUCGUUAUCAGAAGUCGACGGAGUUCUGCAUUAAUGAAUUUGAGAAAAUUACAUUUCAUCCCCUCCUCUUGGAGCGUCUUCUUUUGAAGCCCCUUCGGUCGCUCAUUGCCAAAAGGGUGGAAGAACAGGGAACCAAAUCACGGGAGGAUGCGACUUCUGAGGCUCUUCCACUUACAUUUGAUCAACUUGAAUUGAGGCCAUUGGAACAGCAGAUGGAGGCCCUGACCCUCUACGGCGUCUCCUUCGCCCUCCUCUCAGCCGGCGACUCGACAGAUGCAGCAUGGGCUCUUGUUCGACGUCUUAUCCUGGCGAAAAUCGGCAGUGAUGUUGACAUUGAGGAGAAGGAGGAUCAUAUGAAGAAGCGGCGCUACCUGCUGGAGGAACUGGUCCACAACACCAGUCCGACCAUUCUACGAGUUUGCCUUCGCAAUGUUUUGCGAGAGGAUGUUAGGCAGCUUCAUUCAACCUUCUCACUGGACCUUUUCUCGAGUGUCCUCAAUCUGCCCGUAUUCUCCUCUUCAAUGCCCUUUGUUGAACCCCACGAGAGACCUGAUCCCGGAUGUCUCUACUCCCUCCUCCAUCGAUUAGAAAGCCCCACUGAGGGAAUGCGUCUCAUCGCGCAUGUCUGCGUUGAGGCUUCUAAGGUUCCAUCUUCCCUCCGUGAUCAAUCUCUCGUCGCCCGUGCUCCCCUCCUUGAUAUGGCCUUUCAGAGCUCGCUCCAGCCUUGUCUUCAUUAUAUCGAGUACCUAGCAGGCUUCCUCGAUCCUCCCACCUCCCUGCCUCCCGACCUGUUGGCUACUUUUCCAGAUGCCUCUAGCAUUGCACGGCGUCUUCUACUCUGCCUCUAUCUCCGAAGACCGGGCCUUCUCUACGCUCUGAAGAGCUCCGUCGCUCGAAGCUUUCUUCGAACCCCGUCAGCCAGUGAGAGCAUUCCCGAGUGCUUUGAACAGAAGGAGGUGGAUCGCCUGGGUCCCGGUUUCCUUAUCUGCCUGUCGGCUAGUUCGGACGUGAUGCGCGAGAUCUCAGCCCUUUCCAGCCUCGCUCUGGCCAUCCAUCAUCCUCGUCUCUGCCUCCGUCUCCUCCCCUUGAUCGCGAGCCUCUCCCAAGGCCGUCUGGACACCUCCUUAUCCACAUCGAGUACCAGCAGUGGUGGUUCCUCGGCCACGGGGACUCUUCCCUGGGGCAAAUUUGUCGCCCGUCAUCAUAUCGACUUUUACGCGGGGCUGCUGCGAUUCAUGGAGGUUCUAGCAUUCCCUGGAAAGUGUGAUGAACCCAACGGGGUUCUUUUCUCGCCUGAGGCUGAGCAUUACAGAUAUAGCAUCGACGAGAUUCUCUCCAGCUUGAUCCAUGCAGCCGCCAGCUACCCGAACCACGCAGCGAAAAUGGCAGGCGGAUUUGCCCGCCGCCUGGCGAGGCUGUUGCUAGCCUAUGCGAGCGCAGCGGGAUGGGCGCGCACUGAGGAUGGCCUCUUCGGUGACAGCAACGGAGGCAGCAAUGGAACCCGUCGAACGCGGGCAGAGUUGGCAUGGCUGGCGGGCGCGAUGCACGAAUUCGCUCCGCUGGCAACAGAGUGUGCGCUGUCCCUUCCUCUCUCCAUUCUUCGUCCUUCGCCUACCGCGUCUCCACCAAACGUAUCCCCAAAACACGGUAGUCUUGCUACCUCCCUCCAACCCUUCAUUCAGCGUCUACGAAAUCCUUCUAAUCCUACAGAGGUCGUCAACAUCAUCUCCGAUCUGGACGUUCUGACUGAGAGAAAGGUCGAAUUCCUUGUCUACUUCCAAUCAGAACUGGAGGACCUGAUCAUCCGCGGCGCCAGCCGGCAGGACAGUGGCUGCACUGCGUUGACCACUGAGACCUCGAUCCAACCACGUCUGCUGAAUCUGCUCUUCCGUCUCCUUCGCCAUAGUCCUCAGCAGGCUCAUGAAGUCCUUCCUCGGGUCUACCUACCUUGCCUGGAGGGUUACGGCACCUCAGCUGCUCUAGAUCACCUUCCUGAAGCGUGUCUUCUGGCUCCUCAUCUCGCUCCCCUUUUGCUUUGCACUGCAGCGAGCCGAUUGGUCGACACGGAGGGCGCUCCGCCCCCCGCAGCCAUUGUUAACGCGGUGAGUGCCACGCUGCAUCGGCUCACCUUGGACGGUGUUUACGAGGCCUGCAUUGAGCAUGCCGCUUCGGGCGUGUGGAAUACUACGACUGGACCCAAAUUUACAUUAAAGUGA